UAUGUAUAUGUAUCAUAGUGUAGAAGAAUAGAUAUAUUGUCGUUAUAGAAGCUCUGCUUUUUUUUGAAGAUUUUCUGGAUUUUUAAUGGUUUUCACGUGGUGGUGGGGUUGGUUGGUUGUAAAUGCCGUAUUUUCUUCCAGUUUAGUCUUGGCGUUAAUGGGGCUUUCUCAAAAAAUGUUGAUUUGUUUUGGUCUUUCUGAGUUUUGUUGAGUGGUGGGUUGGGGAAGAUUUCAAGCAUAUUAUAUUCUGUUGAUUUGGGCUUAAAAUAUUCAUGGUUAGCUGGUACAAAUCAGUAUUUUAUACUUAAAUUUUGUUGAUAUUUGUUUGGUUGCUGAGAAAACUGAGGAAAAACAAUAGAAAUUUUUUUUAUCAGGACCUUCAGUUGAUAUUUCUUAAUUUUCUCUCCAUUCCACCAUUGUGUGAUUUUGUACAGAAUCUGCUACAUAUUCGGUGCUGCUGGUGAUUUGAUUGUUCUUUUUGGGUACCUCAUGCUGUGGGAUCUGAAAAUCUGAAGCUUUUUCUUUGAGGGACUCAUUUGGCCGCUUUUACUUUUUCCGUUUGUUUCACUACUCAAUUAUUUGAAGGAUCGAAAGCAGUCUGAUACUAUACACCUCUGUGUCGUUUUGCAUAUUCUGCAUUGGUUCUCUCAUUGUCGCUGGGCGUCAGGAAGUGUAAAAUCAAUCUUGCUUUCAGAACUAGAGGAUUUACAUACCAAUCUGGGGGUGUUCGUCCAAAACCGUCACUGGUUGAGAAAGUGAGUAUCCCAACUGGGUUUCUGAGUUAGAUUCUUGGGAAUUUAGGUGAAUUGGGUAAAAAGGGUCUUUUCAAUUGACGUUCUACAGCAGCUAAAGCUGCUAGAGGGACUGGUGGCGCAUGUCUGUUAGUCAAUGUCUCGGAAUCUAGAACAGUGGGGGGCAGUCUAAUUAUGGAAAUAUUCGUUUCGAUGUGUUUCUUUGCUUGUGGUUUGAGGGCAUUUGAGAAUUGAACAGUUUGAGCAAGGUGGUUUUGCAAAGAUAGUGUGGUGUAAAAUUUGACAAUGAGUCGAGAACAGAAGCGGGGGAAGCAGGAGAAGGGCUCUGAUGACGCUGAGAAGGUUGUCGUCGCGGUUAAGGCCUCGAAGGAAGUUCCUAAGACUGCUCUGGUCUGGGCCUUGACUCAUGUUGUUCAACCCGGGGACUGCAUAACACUGCUUGUGGUUGUGCCCUCUCAAAGUUCAGGUAAAAAGUUAUGGGGCUUUCCAAGAUUUGCAGGGGAUUGCGCCAGUCACCGGAAGUCUCAUACAGGAACAACCUCAGAGCUGAAGUGUGAUAUAUCAGAUUCCUGCUCGCAGAUGAUCCUUCAGCUUCAUGAAGUUUAUGAUCCAAAUAAGAUAAAUGUCAAGAUAAAAAUUAUUUCUGGAUCACCUUCUGGUUCUGUGGCGGUAGAGGUCAAAAAAGCUCAAGCCAGUUGGGUUGUUUUAGACAAACAUCUUAAACAUGAGGAAAAACACUGCAUGGAAGAGCUGCAGUGCAACAUUGUGGUAAUGAAGCGUUCCCAGCCAAAAGUUCUUCGCUUGAAUUUGAAUGGAUCAUCUAAGAAGGAACCUGAAUUGGCCAGUUCCUUGCUGUCCGAGCAUGGUGCAGGGUCUGAUAAACAUCCCAAGCAGAAGAAUGAUUCUUUGAGUUCCAUUCGAGGGCCAGUUGUGACUCCAUCUAGUAGUCCAGAGCUUGGGACGCCAUUUACAGCCACUGAGGUUGGAACUUCAUCAGUGUCAAGUUCAGAUCCAGGAACUUCACCUUUUUUCAUUCCAGAAAUAAUUGAAGAUCUGAAGAAAGAGGAAUCGUUAGUUAAUAAAGAAAACAAGGUUCUUGAUGACAGUAGUUCAGACACAGACAGUGAACAUUUAUCAGCUUCUUCAAGAAGUUUGGGGUUCCAACCAUGGAUAGGUGAAUUUCUUAAUUCUCAUUGCCCAUCCUCGCAACACAUGGAAGACAGCUCACACAGAAGUAACGAUAAUUCAAAAGCAUCUAUUACCAAGGAUUUGCUGAAAUUUUUGAAACUUGAUAAAGAUGCUGGAAUUGGAAUGCGAAAUUUUAGAGCUGACAUGGAGUUCAGUGGAAAUCUGAGAGAAGCAAUUUCACUGUCUAGUAAUGCUCCUCCAGGCCCCCCUCCAUUAUGUUCAAUAUGUCAACACAAGGCACCUGUUUUUGGAAAACCUCCAAGGUGGUUUAGCUAUGCAGAGCUGGAGCUUGCUACUGGAGGAUUUUCGCAAGCCAAUUUUUUGGCCGAAGGAGGGUUUGGUUCUGUUCACAGAGGGGUGCUACCGGAUGGCCAGUCUGUUGCUGUCAAGCAACAUAAAUUGGCUAGUUCUCAGGGGGAUCAGGAGUUCUGUUCAGAAGUAGAAGUCCUGAGCUGUGCUCAGCACCGAAAUGUUGUCAUGUUGAUUGGCUUCUGUAUCGAGGACAAAAGAAGAUUGCUGGUCUAUGAAUAUAUAUGCAAUGGGUCAUUAGAUUCGCAUCUAUACAGUAAUAUAUCUUUCUCUGGCAGUGGGCAACAUCGUGAGCCUUUAGAAUGGUCUGCACGGCAAAAGAUCGCUGUAGGGGCAGCUCGAGGGCUACGAUAUCUUCAUGAAGAAUGCAGAGUGGGAUGCAUUGUGCACCGUGACAUGCGGCCAAACAACAUCCUCAUCACCCAUGAUUUUGAGCCACUGGUUGGGGAUUUUGGCCUCGCAAGGUGGCAGCCUGAUGGGGACACGGGUGUGGACACAAGAGUCAUUGGAACAUUCGGAUAUUUGGCUCCUGAAUAUGCUCAGAGUGGUCAAAUCACAGAAAAGGCUGAUGUUUAUUCCUUCGGGGUGGUCUUGGUGGAACUUGUUACAGGGCGAAAAGCUGUGGACCUUAACCGGCCUAAGGGGCAGCAAUGUCUCACUGAAUGGGCGCGGCCAUUAUUAGAAGAAUAUGCCAUUGAUGAACUGAUUGACCCAAGACUUGACAACUUCUAUUCCGAACACGAGGUUUACUGCAUGCUGCACGCUGCUUCGCUAUGUAUACGGCGGGAUCCUCAAUCUAGGCCUCGCAUGUCUCAGGUUCUCCGUAUACUAGAAGGUGACAUGGUGAUGGAUACAAAUUACAUGUCAACGGCCGGGUACGAUGUAGGAUGCCGGAAUGGUCACGAUGUGGGAUGCCGGAGUGGUCGACUUUGGUCAGAGCAGCAGCAGCAGAAGGAACAUCAUAGCGGCCCUCUAUUCGACGAAGCGAUGGACGGGUACGAGAAGCUCUCUCGUGAGAAUUUAAGGCCAGGUUUCAGGGAGAGGGACAGGGUAAGGAGGACUCCAUGUGAAAACCAUUUGUAAAGCGCUCGCCCUUCAGAAUUACACAUAUUUGGUGGACUAAAUAUGUGAGCUACCUUUUUGUAAUGUAAUCCAUAUUCCUUGAUAUUUUGGUUAAUGCCACCUGUGUUGUGCUUCUGUAUAGUAAAAAGAAGAGAGUAGCAAGUUUUAUUGGUGAAUCUAAUGAAAAAUACCACUUCAACCGU
Pyrus x bretschneideri (Chinese white pear) is the source of this 3514-nucleotide messenger RNA. RefSeq names its product inactive protein kinase SELMODRAFT_444075. The record is from RefSeq and is a predicted model, not a curated record. Gene Ontology annotation, molecular function: protein kinase activity; ATP binding. Bases 1038 to 3332 code for a protein of 764 amino acids. NCBI's taxonomy places the organism in Eukaryota, Viridiplantae, Streptophyta, Magnoliopsida, Rosales, Rosaceae. Gene Ontology annotation, biological process: protein phosphorylation. The transcript has 9 exons.